AUGUCUGCAGAUCCGCUCAUAGACGACGAGUACGCCUCGGAAGAGGACUCGGACUUUGCGCCAGAUGCUGCGGUCGCGAACGAUGCGUCAGAAGCCUCAGAAUCCGAGGACGAUAGCGCCCCCGCCCCCGGCGCGGCUGCCAAGCGGAAACGCGCCGCGGGCGACACUGCCGACAACGACGACGGCUACGACAACUCGGGAGACGAGGCAAUCAUCACAAAAGGCAAGAAGCGCCAAAGGAAGAAGGAGAAGCGGAAAGAUGGCGCUGGCGAUGACGAUGACGACGGCGGUGAGGGCGGCCUCGUCAAGACGAGAAGCAUGCGGGCGAACGAGAAGGCCGAACGCAAAGUGGCUGCCGUCACUGGGCCUGUGACUGUCGAUGUCGACGAUCUCUGGGCGAAGAUGAUGGCAGGUCCGGUCGUGCCAUCCAAAGAGGAUCCAGAGAACCCAGCAGCCAGCCAGCCAGCGGCGCCGGGCGGCCUGGAGGAUCACAACAAGGAUGCAGAAGCACCGCGGCCCGAGAAGCAGGCUGAGAAGGAGCCUUCAGAUAUGAUCAAGAUAAAGCGGACUUACAACUUCGCCGGGAAGGUGCACACGGAGGAGAAGAUCGUACCGCGAGACUCGGCGGAAGCCAAGGUCUAUCUGGCAUCGCUCGGCGAGAACGCCGAGGACGCGCUCGCGCUCGAUGCCGAAGACGACGAGCCCACGAAGCGCAAGCCGCGCAAGGCCUUUCGUUCCAUCUUCGAGCCCGUCUCGGACCUGGGCCUGUCCCAGCGUUCGGACCUGAACCUGGGCAUGGCGGUCCGGCUACAGAUGCGCGAGCAGGCCAAGGCCAAGAAGCUCAACGUCGUCGAGAAGAGCCGCAUGGACUGGGCCGGCUUCGUCGACAAGGAGGGGAUCAAGGACGAGCUCGAGCUGGCCGGGAAGUCGAAGCAGUCCUUCGCCCACCGCCAGGACUUCCUGGCCAGGGUCGAGGCCAAGAGGGAGGAAGACGCGCGCAAAGCACGAAUGGCGGGGCGCGUUGUGUAG
Neoarthrinium moseri is the source of this 1029-nucleotide messenger RNA. RefSeq lists its product as uncharacterized. The record is from RefSeq and is a predicted model, not a curated record. The transcript has a single exon. The coding region runs from base 1 to 1029 and encodes 342 amino acids. NCBI's taxonomy places the organism in Eukaryota, Fungi, Ascomycota, Sordariomycetes, Amphisphaeriales, Apiosporaceae.